Messenger RNA from Glarea lozoyensis ATCC 20868, 1035 nucleotides. RefSeq names its product Zn2/Cys6 DNA-binding protein. The transcript has 3 exons. Gene Ontology annotation, molecular function: DNA-binding transcription factor activity, RNA polymerase II-specific; zinc ion binding. Bases 1 to 1035 code for a protein of 344 amino acids. Lineage: Eukaryota; Fungi; Ascomycota; Leotiomycetes; Helotiales; Helotiaceae. The record is from RefSeq and is a predicted model, not a curated record. Gene Ontology annotation, biological process: regulation of DNA-templated transcription.
AUGCUUAGCACUGGAGGCGCAAACUCGGAAACAACUCAACUGAGAGAGAGAGCGGAGUCAAUCUCUAUGUUCUUUGAUUUCGAGUCACCACCAUCUCUGACAGAGUUUUCUUUCGAUAAUCUCACAAUGGAAGACAACAGUCCAUCACCUCAAUCUACAACAUCAAACUCCGAACCACCAAAGCCAGCAACGACGACCGGUGCGCCUAGAGGUGGAAUUCGAGUCUCACUAGCAUGCAUACCGUGUCGCUCACGUCAUGUUAAAUGUGGAGCUGAGCUUCCUGGCUGUUCAAGAUGUGCUACCGAUGAUAAGCCAUGCUUCUAUGCCAAGUCAAGGCGUGGAAUGCGCGACCGUAAUGCUCCAAAGAAGAGUAAGAGUUCGACAUCUUCUAGAGCAUCGCCAAAUUUAGAAUACUCAACCUCUUCGGGUUCUAUGAGUGGUGCCGGCUAUACUUUAGAAAGUGAUCCAUGGGGAAGCAUGACUGGAAGCGCUCCAAAUUCAAUCAGUGGAAGUUUAGAGAAUCGAAGUCCUGGGAAUGAUGCCGCUCGAGAUCGGCCUAUUGGCACCAGGAGAUUAAUCGAUUUGUUCUACACAUACUUCUACAAAGCCCAUCCUUUUGUACUACCCCGUUAUUACCUCCUUACACGCCUUGACUCCGACCCUGCAUCUCUUUCACAUCUCACAACCGCGAUAUCCUACGUCGGUACUCUCUACGACCCUUCCAUUCCAACAACACCCUAUCGAAACGCCGCACUAGCUCUCCUAGAUCUCCCAUCUUUACCUUCAACAGGCUUUUCCAUCCAGACAUUACUACUUAUCGCACUCGCACUACACUGUGAAAACAAAAUGGAUCUGGCACGACAGGUUCUCGACCGCGCGGUGUUUCUGUCGGUCGAACUAGGCAUGAACGGCAUAGAAUUUGCAGAUCUAGAACCAGAUCCGGUGCUUGCUGAAAGUUGGAGGCGAACGUAUUAUGGACUUUACACGACAGAUAUUGCAAUAUCAGGGGUCGAUCAAAUCAAUGGGUUUAUGUGA